UUUAAUUCGCUUCACCAGGAAUCCAUGCACAUAUCGCCGACGCCGGUGACUGAUGUUAGUAGGUCGGCGUUAGUAGGUCUGCUAUUAUUCGAUGAGCCGCGGAAGAACCGAGCUCAGUUGCGUGAUAAACGUGGAGCACCCAGCAGAAGGGAAAUCGAGAAAAUGAGUUUGCGCUGGAUUCAUGAGAAUCUAGAAGCGCCAAUGUGUGACGAGGAGUGCAGCGAUAUCGACGACAGUUGCAGCGACGAUAGCUGCGACACGGAAUUGUUCCUCCAGGAGACGGAUGUGAUGAAGAAUGAAAAAGAUAUCGCUCGCGAUGGACGAAAGAAGAGGGAAACCAGAAGAGUCCCGAAUUCGACCGUUACAUUCGAUGGGAACGGAACGCCACGCAACAAUGAACGUAACUGCAAAUCACGCAAAUAUCCUCCUUAUAUAAUAUGGGAUCCACGACAACCAGCAAAAAAUCCUAUCUAUAAUUGCCGGAUAAUUAAGUUGUACUGUCGCACCGGAUAUCAUCUAGCAAUUACGCCAUCGGGACGAGUGGAAGGAUUAUCCGGAAACAAGGAGCCAUAUGAUCUGCUUUACGCAACGCCGGUAUCUUUUGGCGUUAUUAGAAUACAAAGCAUCGAAACGAGGCUGUAUUUGGCAUUCAACAAGAAAGGGCGGUUGUACGGAGAGAUAAAUAUGGCUAAUGAAAACACCGAAUGGGAACAAUGGAGCAUUGGUUCCUACGACGCGUUCAGAUCGCGUAAAUAUGUGCAAUAUGGAUGGUGGAUAGGAAUAAAGAAAAAUGGACGAGCAAAGCCUGGGUCGAAAACAUUUUGGGGACAAAAGGCUAUACAAUUUUCGGCUAUCCAAGAGGAUUAAUUGGUUAAUUUGAAACUUUUUCAAAAUACAAACACGCUUUACAGGGUAUGCCUCUUAUUUUCGAUAAUUCAUUCGUUACGUAAACUUUCUCGGAAAGAAAUUCAAGACGGUGAUGAACGAGUGUUCUAUGAGCUGCAACGAUGUCGUAUGAUAAAGAAAAAGAAAAACAUUCAGAGGAAUCGAUAAUCAUCGAACAAUAAUAUUCCAAUAGAAUAUGUUUAUUAUAACACUGUGUUACUCAACAUAAUGGGAUACUCAAAUUUGGGACUGUGCAUUCUUUUUGUAUACUUAAACUAAAACUAUUGCAAGUUGCAAUUUCUUAUUCAUAGUAGAUACAUAUUUGUUAUUACAUGUCAAUCGGUAAAUCAAAUCAUUAAGCAAGAUUGUUUACGUACGACGAUUAUUGUGUACUGGAAUCGUUUCGUAAAUAGCAGAAGUUGUGAUUAUUUUGCUUAUAUUAUAUGCACAAACAUUAGCUUUUUGU
This is a messenger RNA of Trachymyrmex cornetzi, 1351 nucleotides long. RefSeq lists its product as uncharacterized. The coding region runs from base 25 to 867 and encodes 280 amino acids. Gene Ontology annotation, molecular function: growth factor activity. The record is from RefSeq and is a predicted model, not a curated record. NCBI's taxonomy places the organism in Eukaryota, Metazoa, Arthropoda, Insecta, Hymenoptera, Formicidae. The transcript has 5 exons.